AUCACCAUCUUUUGGUGAAAUCUCCGGCUCCGGGGAAACAGAAACUGGAGAGCGACGACUUGUACAGUAGACGGGAUCGGACUUCGGAGGAGUGGAGGCUCGUUGCGGUUGGCGAUGGCGGCGCGGGGAAGGAACGCGGCGGAUGUCCUGGUGCUCUUCGACGUCGACGACACCCUCACCGCGCCCCGCAAGCCGGUGACGCCGGAGAUGCUGGAGUUCAUGAGACAGCUGCGACAGCACGUGGCUCUUGGCGUGGUGGGUGGAUCUGAUCUGGCCAAGAUUACCGAGCAGCUCGGCAAAUCAGGUCUGGAACCUAUACAAUCAAUUUUUACUGAUUACGAUUACGUCUUCUCUGAAAAUGGCCUGGUUGCACACAAGAACGGAGAGCUAAUUGGAACUCAAAGUUUGAAAUCAUUUCUCGGAGACGACAAGCUGAAGGAAAUUAUUAACUUCACUCUUCACUACAUUGCUGACUUGGAUAUCCCAAUUAAAACGGGUACAUUCAUAGAGCUCCGAAAUGGGAUGAUUAACGUGUCUCCUAUAGGGAGAAAUUGCAGUCAGGAGGAGCGUGAUGAAUUUGAGAAGUAUGAUAAGGUGCAUAACAUCCGGCCUAAGAUGGUGUCUGUGCUUCGUGAAAGGUUUACACACUUGAACCUGACAUUUUCUAUCGGUGGGCAGAUUAGUUUCGAUGUUUUUCCCCAAGGCUGGGACAAAACUUACUGUUUGAGAUAUCUUGAGGAGUUUCAGGAAAUCCAUUUCUUUGGUGAUAAGACUUACAAGGGUGGCAAUGAUUAUGAGAUUUUUGUAUCUGACAGAACAGUUGGGCAUACAGUUACCAGCCCUGAUGACACGUUACAACAAUGCAGAGAUCUCUUCAUGGCUAAGUGAUCUCCAUCUUAUUGUGCCACUUAUUUGUAUGCCUUGUAGAUAUUCCUGUGACCAUAUUUUAUUUUUUGCAUUUUUACAGCGAUUAUAUGCCACCAUUUUUUGCUUGAAGUUCAAGCAAAAAAUUGUGCUUACUCCACAUUGCCAAAUUUUGUGCUCUGAGUACAAUUGGCGACUAUAAGUGAAGAAUUCAUACCCUUUGCUUUUGUCUGCUAAAAUUUUCAGGUUACUAGUGUGUAAGGCGUUAGGAAAGGAAAAAAGUAACUAGUGUAACUGCAGGCGCGUUCGCCUCUGCUGAAAGCUGGCUGUGGCUGUGGCUGCAGCUGAUGAACUGCUAACCGAACACUUCCAGCUGCUUCAAAUGCGAUAGCCUGACAGCCAGUUGUUUACAUGGAAGCAAAUCGAACUAACUUUGUGAUACUCUGCUGAGACCGUUUGUAGUCAUGCAAUGCUCAACCCGAAAAAGACAAGUUGUAAAAUACCCCAAAAAAGUCUGAACAGAUGUUUCUCACACUGACACUCAAAGGCACCAUUGAGAAGCGAUGUCAUUGUCCAUUCA
Molecule: messenger RNA, 1444 nt
Organism: Sorghum bicolor (sorghum)
Lineage: Eukaryota; Viridiplantae; Streptophyta; Magnoliopsida; Poales; Poaceae
Product: phosphomannomutase-like
Exons: 11
Coding region: 115-888 (257 amino acids)
Biological process (GO): protein N-linked glycosylation; GDP-mannose biosynthetic process; mannose metabolic process
Cellular component (GO): cytosol
Molecular function (GO): phosphomannomutase activity
Source: RefSeq, a predicted model, not a curated record